UUUAUAAUAUUGUAUAUGAGUCUACCCAUUUAAUCAUAAAUAAUCACCAUUUAAACCUAAAUUUAGUAUCAUUUUUUAUCUUGUGGUCCUCAUCUGACACCUAAUAAUUUUGUCGAGGACAUAAAGAUGAUAAAUUCCCCUAAAUGACCAUUAAAUUAUUCGUGAUUGUCAAAGAAUUAAAUCUUUAUAAACUGUUCCAUAUAAAUAUCCCUAAUCAGCCAGAACAGCUUUUGAUCACAUUGAGGAUAUUUUUAGUAUAUUUAUUUAAGAUUUUUCCUAAUUAUAAUUUUUUAAAAAAAAAUUUAUUAUUUUUAGAACUGACAAAAAAUUUUAUUCAUGAAACUCGCAAGUUACAAUGUGAACACCAGAAAAAGUCACGCACAACUGACAAAAAAUGCAAAAAUGGUUCUGACCCUUUCAUCUAUGCAAUAGAGCCCCAUGUUGAAUUACAUCAAAAAUACCACCUGAAUGAAGAGACUGUAGAAGUAAAAAUUUUGGACCAAAAGGAAAUCCGUGUGGUAGUAAUCAAUAGAGUGAUUUGUAAUGAAACCAACGUCUGGGCUUUUGAAGAACGUGAAUUAUGCGUAGUUGGAAAACUAAAUUUCGACGGUGAAUUUAUAUUUAACAAUAAUGAUGAAAAUCAAGGGGAAAAUUAUAUUCAUAAAUAUACAAUUUUAUAAAUAUUUCCAAUAUUCUAAAAUUAUAGGGUAAUGGUGUUUGAUUAUCUUUCUGAAAUCAAUUAUAAGGGAUCAUAAUUAUAAAAAAUCGGAUAUUAUAUAUAAAUAAUUUUAAUUAUAAAAUUUAUAGGUGUUGGAUUACUUUUUGCUUUAAA
This is a messenger RNA of Gordionus sp. m RMFG-2023, 832 nucleotides long. RefSeq lists its product as uncharacterized. The record is from RefSeq and is a predicted model, not a curated record. NCBI's taxonomy places the organism in Eukaryota, Metazoa, Nematomorpha, Gordioida, Chordodea, Parachordodidae. Bases 144 to 680 code for a protein of 178 amino acids. The transcript is spliced from 5 exons.